Molecule: messenger RNA, 2121 nt
Organism: Plasmodium inui San Antonio 1
Lineage: Eukaryota; Apicomplexa; Aconoidasida; Haemosporida; Plasmodiidae
Exons: 3
Coding region: 1-2121 (706 amino acids)
Source: RefSeq, a predicted model, not a curated record
AUGGAGGAAGAAAAAGUCCAUGCCUCGUUCGAAGUGCUGUACAAUAACGAGAAGGGGGAGCUGUACGUAACGAGCAGAUACCUAGUAUACAUAUCUGAGCAAACGAAAAAGGAAAAGGCCCAAAGCAACUCCCUUUUCCUCAUUGAUGACAUUGACUUGAAGCUAUGCAUAUUCAGUUGGAAGAAAACGGAGAAGUCAAAAAAGAAAAGUAAAACUCGAUUCACAUUUUCCAUAACGAACAAGAAGAAUAAUUUCUGUUUUCAUGACUAUAACAACACGGAGUCCUAUAUUUUUGAAUUCUUCUAUGAUGAACACAACAACAAGAUAUGUCAGAUUAUUAAUACACUCAAUAAGGACAACAUAAAGAAUCAUAUAUACAUAGAAUUUAACUUGCACUUAAUCAGAGACAAGUAUAAAGUGUAUGAGGAAUCCUCUGGGCCACUCACAAAAGAUCAAUCCAGAGGGGUCGCAGAAGAACAAAAAGGGGAUCAAAAUAUCCAUCAUGUUAGUAUAGAAGAUGUUCCCCCGAAAGAGAUUGCCUCCUCACAUUUUAUAAAAAAUGCAGACGAUGAACCCUGCCGGCAGGACAAAGACAUAGCAGCUAAAGGGGACUCUACUACAAAGACACGCGACCAUCUAAGUGAAAAAAAUGGGGAGAGUGACCAUAGCGAGGGAAGCCAUAUAUCAGAAGAUAACGCCGAGGAAAACGAGUCGCUAAGCAGUCUGCACCGAAUGUUCGAGACGGACGCACAGCUCAAGGGCCUAUACCAAAUGUGUAUCCAAAACAACAUACUAACGGAAGAAGAAUUUUACAAAAUGCACAAAAGCGACAUAUACGAGUACAGAAAUAUCAGCUCCAGUGCGGAGGAGGGGAUUCUAAAGGAACCCUUAUUCAUCACGGAGGAACAGAAAAUGGCAAAGAGCGUCGAAAUUAACAAACAGAUAAGCCGAGUCAUUCUGUCAGAAAACAAAGAAUUGAAGAAGCUGUACGAUUAUUACAUGGCCAACAACAUCCUGAACGAAAGCAAAUUCUGGUUCUUUCUCUUUAACAACAAAUAUAGCCAUUUAUUCUUUUACGAUAAAAAUGAGAAGGACAUAAUGGGGAAUAAAAAUUUCUUCUCCAUUAAGAGUGACCAGCAGAACAGGCCAGGAGGGGUCGCUACGGAUACAACUGCGCAUACGACCGAUGAUCGCAGGGAUGUAACCCGCACUACGGAUGAAGAAGAAAACACAUAUUACAAAAAUCUGUCCCUGUCAUACGACAUGGAUAAUCCAAAUCAAGACAUAAAAGGGACAUUGGAAAAAUGCAUUUUAAAGGAAUACUUGUCUACCAAGUCGUACAGAAAAAAAAACAUCCUUUUUGACAACAACUACUAUUUCAAUGAAGAGAGUGCCCAGGGGUUUGGACUAUUCACGAAUGAGAAGUAUUCCAAAGGGAGGAACUCCCACAAUCUCCUAAUUAACAAAUUUAAUAAUUACUGCAUUGGGAUGAUAAAGGACAAAAAAUUUACCCUCGACACUUUUUACGAAGAUUUGAAAAACAAAAUUGAGGACACCGAUUUGAAUCCUAUGAAGCAAAAAAAAGAGCUGCAAUUUCAAAUCAUGAGAAAAAAAAAAAAACGGCCUUGUGAUAGUGAGGCAGAUAAUGAAGAGUCGGCUCAGGCUGCGGACCGCCUAAAUGAGAAGUUUACCACGCUCCUGGAGCAGAUGAACACAUUUAAGCAGAACACCGGCAGGAAGAACUACUCCGACUUGUUCAACAUAGGGAGACUCCUAUUCGUCUCCAACACGAAGAAGUGCCAGAGCAACCAGUCCAUGCUCAUAGGCACGAUCGAGUACGAGCAGCACAUCCUCGACAUUGUGAAGGAUUACCACGUGAAAGUGAACUAUUUGCUUAACCUCUUCUACACGUCGUGCAUUCCGGAGCAGGCGAAGCGGAACAAGAUCCUGCAAAAUUUGUCCAAGAUUAAAGAGGAGAUACAAGCCAAGCAGGAGGAGUACAACAGCGUGCUCAUCAUGGGCAAGCCGCUGCUAAUUCACCUCUUUGAACAAAUAAGCAUCUGCAAGAAGUUUAACGAAAAGCUGGAUAGGUACAUCCAGGAAAAGAGGAAGAAGUCCUGA